AUCACCGCAUUUUAAACCUGGAACUUUCAUACCGGAAGUUAAGAAUAUUAGUAAAUCGUACCCAAACAGUUCGGGACAAAAUUAACGUUGCAUAAUAUUUACGUUUCAAAUGUUAAACGUGUGAAGAAAUCAAGUCUGACAACUAUUCAUCAAACACCAGUCUAGAUCGUACCCACAACUGUUCAUCAAACACCAGUCUAGAUCGUACCCACAACUGUUCAUCAAACACAAGUCUAGAUCGUACCCACAACUGUUCAUCAAACACCAGUCUAGAUCGUACCCGAUGGCUAGUCAUGUGAUGCAGGUUCGAGCCCUGUACAAGGCAGUUCUACGACUCCAUCGAGGUCUGCCGUACAAUCUGCAGGCCAUGGGAGACCAGUAUGUUAAGGAUGAGUUCAGGAGACACAAAACAUGCUCGAAAACGGAAGCUAAAAUAUUUAUGGAUGAGUGGACGAAAUACUAUCUCACACUGGCCAAGCAGUUGUCAAAGAGAAAGAAGAAGCAGACAGUGGGCCAGCAUUUGGGUCCAGAGCUUCUUGAAAACUUUACAGAUGAACAAGUGGCUCAGUUGCAUGAACUCUUUAGUGUGGCAACUCAAAAAUCUGAAACUGGUGAACCUUCUUGACAACUGUGUAGGAUAUAACUGUUUGAAUGUUAAUUUUUUUAAACCCUUUACCACUUAGAUAUGUAUUUUGAUGCAUGUGUAGUCCAUUGAAAAGUAAAAUUUAAUUAAAGGCUUUUCUUACUAGACUAAAGUUUAAAAGGCUUUAUUUCCAACCAUCAGAUACUGAUAAGAAGCAAACAGCAUAAAACCUGAACAGACUGUGAGUUACUCGCAGGCUGUUCUGGUUUUAUGCUGUUUGCACUGUAGCCAUUUUCACUUUGCUUCUGAGUGAGUUACUCGCAGGCUGUUCUGGUUUAUGCUGUUUGCACAUAGCCAUUUUCACUGUGCUUCUGAGUGGGAAAGGGUUAACGUUGUAUUUAAAUGUGAUAUGUGUAUGAUUGUGAAACUCUGUAUAUUUAUUUGUAUGUUCAUAUCGUUGAAAUAAAGGCAAGAGAAUGUA
This is a messenger RNA of Dreissena polymorpha, 1064 nucleotides long. RefSeq names its product succinate dehydrogenase assembly factor 3, mitochondrial-like. The transcript is spliced from 3 exons. Gene Ontology annotation, cellular component: mitochondrion; mitochondrial intermembrane space. Gene Ontology annotation, biological process: mitochondrial respiratory chain complex II assembly; succinate metabolic process. Lineage: Eukaryota; Metazoa; Mollusca; Bivalvia; Myida; Dreissenidae. The record is from RefSeq and is a predicted model, not a curated record. Bases 284 to 625 code for a protein of 113 amino acids.